Molecule: messenger RNA, 1678 nt
Organism: Podarcis raffonei (Aeolian wall lizard)
Lineage: Eukaryota; Metazoa; Chordata; Lepidosauria; Squamata; Lacertidae
Gene: PIR
Product: pirin
Exons: 10
Coding region: 544-1416 (290 amino acids)
Biological process (GO): monocyte differentiation
Cellular component (GO): nucleus
Molecular function (GO): quercetin 2,3-dioxygenase activity
Source: RefSeq, a predicted model, not a curated record
GCCAAUUUUAGAAAUGGGCGGGAGCACUUUGUCCGGGCGUUCCUAUCCUUUGGAAAGGGCGAUCCUUCCUUUGCAUAAUAAUAUUUGCGCUUUAUAAUGAUCGCGGUGGCAGGUGGACUCGAGCGCCGCCUUUGGAGCGGAAUCCCAAACGCCUCUCUCGUUCCUGGGGAGUAAAUGUCACUUAGUCCCAUCGGAGCUGCCGGGAUCCGAUGCACCGCUUACCCGGGAGUAAGCCCCGUUGGAACUCAGCGGGGUUUGCACUUGAGUAAACCUGCACUGUGAGUCUGCUUCGACUCGCAGCUUUAUGCAAUUCGCCCACGCCCUUAGCGCUAUUGUAUUUGCUGUAUCCGGCCCUCCUGUUUGUUUGCUUUACACGUUAUGUUUUUGUAAAAAAGAAAGUCUAGUGAUUUGCUGAGUCAUACCGAACUUGCUCUUUUCCCCAGCACUUCAGCAAGCAGCGUUUUCUGCCGGGUUUGCCCAUCUCAGAUCGGGGAGAAGGUGGUGUGAGGUUUCUUUUUAGGACUUGGUGCUGUUUCCCCAAGGAUGGCUGCGAGGAAAGUUGUCAAAACGGUGCUGAGCAGGGAACAGGCGGAAGGAGUUGGCGCUCGGGUUCGCAGAAGCAUUGGGAGGCCUGAGUUGAAAAAUCUGGAUCCGUUUCUGCUGCUUGACGAGUUCAAAGGAGGAAAACCGGCUGGAUUUCCUGAUCACCCUCACCGAGGUUUUGAGACUGUAACGUACUUACUGGCAGGCGGCUCCAUGGCCCAUGAAGACUUCUGUGGCCACGCAGGUAGACUGAAUCCAGGAGAUCUGCAGUGGAUGACAGCCGGCCGUGGCAUUCUCCAUGCAGAGAUGCCUUGCACCAAGGAGCCAGCCCACGGCCUGCAGCUUUGGGUCAACCUGAGAAGCUCUGAGAAAAUGAUUGAACCCCAAUACCAAGAACUCAAAAAGGAAGAAGUCCCCAAGCCUUCACAGAACGGCGUGAGUGUGUCCGUCAUUUCAGGAGAGGCACUGGGCGUAAAGUCUAAGGUGUAUACCCGCACUCCGACGCUGUAUCUGGAUUUCAAGUUAGACAAAGGAGCGAAACACACCCAGGCUGUUCCCAAAGGUUGGACAGCGUUUAUUUACACGCUCUUUGGUAAUGUAUAUGUUGGUCCUUCUGAUGCUCAACAAAAAAUAGAACCGCACCACACUGCUGUGCUGGACGAUGGAGACUGUAUUCAGUUUGAAAACAAGGAUCCUGAAGUGAGCCAUUUUGUCUUGGUGGCUGGGGAGCCCAUUAAGGAACCAGUAGUGCAACAUGGUCCGUUUGUGAUGAAUACACAGGAAGAAAUUCAACAAGCCUUUAAUGACUUCAGAAAUGCAAGAAAUGGAUUUGAGAGAGCCACCACUUGGAAAUCAAAGAUUGGAAACAAAUGACGUGGGGUAGCAGAACCCAGGCUGAGUGGCUUUUUAAAAAUACAUUUGCAGCUGUACACCUUGAUCUUUACUGCAUUUACUGAUUCCAUUUGCUUCAUUAGUACUGAUCAUGUGGGUUUGCCAGAUUGAACCCAAAUAAUAUUUCUAGUAUGCCUAGCACCAAAGUUAGCUAUUAGAGUGUCGUAGACGGGUACAGCUGCAUUUUUAUUACUCUGAGAUAUACAUGAUAUAUAAACGUUUUGUUUAUCUGUAAUAAAAAGCA